Epinephelus moara (kelp grouper) is the source of this 434-nucleotide messenger RNA. Its product is annotated as Fc receptor-like protein 5. Gene Ontology annotation, molecular function: transmembrane signaling receptor activity. The record is from RefSeq and is a predicted model, not a curated record. The annotation marks the transcript as partial. Gene Ontology annotation, biological process: cell surface receptor signaling pathway. The transcript is spliced from 2 exons. NCBI's taxonomy places the organism in Eukaryota, Metazoa, Chordata, Actinopteri, Perciformes, Serranidae.
GCUCUCAGAUGUUUAAAGGACAGUCUGUGUCUCUGAGCUGUGAGGAGGACGACAGCUCUGCUGGAUGGACUCUGAGGAGGAACACAACCACAGACACCAGAAGUGAAUGUGGAGCUGACUGGGGAGAACCUGCUGGUUCUGUCUGUAACAUCGUCUUCAUCGUCCCAUGGGACAGUGGAGUUUACUGGUGUGAGUCCAGAGAGGGAGCAACCAGUAAGAGCAUCAACAUCAAUGUCACUGGUGGAUCAGUGAUCCUGCAGAGUCCUGUCCUCCCUGUGAUGGAGGGACAUGAUGUCACUCUGCACUGUAAAACAAAGACGUCCUCCAACCUCUCAGCUGCUUUCUAUAAAGAUGGCUCCUUCAUCAGGACUGAGCCUGCAGGUCACAUGACCAUCCGCCAUGUAAACAGGUCUGAUGAAGGCCUCUACAAGUGU